This is a messenger RNA of Oncorhynchus mykiss (rainbow trout), 3453 nucleotides long. RefSeq names its product large neutral amino acids transporter small subunit 4. Gene Ontology annotation, molecular function: neutral L-amino acid transmembrane transporter activity; L-amino acid transmembrane transporter activity. Gene Ontology annotation, biological process: neutral amino acid transport; transmembrane transport. NCBI's taxonomy places the organism in Eukaryota, Metazoa, Chordata, Actinopteri, Salmoniformes, Salmonidae. The record is from RefSeq and is a predicted model, not a curated record.
CUGGUUCGGGGUGCGUAUAAAAGACUUCCCCGUCAAGAUGCCGGUACGACUGACCAGGACCAUAUCAAGACAAGAAGCCCUCAGAAGAGUUCUGAACAACAUCCAACUGAACUCCUGUGUGUGUCAGGGACUAGGCUACCGACCUGUGAACCCUGAUCACCAGACUACUAGCUGAGGGUCUCUUGUCACUAAACAUUUGCUGCUUCCCUCACUUCUCCUCACUUUCAGCUCUCCCCGUUCUCUGAACUUUGACCUGAGGCCUCUAGACUCCCAGUUCUCUGAACUUUGACCUCGGGCCUCUAGACUCCCCGUUCAUUGAACUUUGACCUAAGGCCUCUAGACUCCCGUUCUCUGAACUUUGACCUCAGGCCUCUAGACUCCCCAUUUCUCUCCCCCUAUUCUCCACUCCUGUCUGGUCAUGGCUCCGUCCCUGGCCACAGCAUUUGCCAGGCGGUGGUGGAUGGCGGUGACAGCCAUCAUAGAAAACCUGCUGUUCUCAGCUGUCCUGCUGGGCUGGGGAUCACUACUCAUCAUGCUCAAGUCUGAAGGCUACUACUCCUACAUGUGCAAUGGAGAAGGUAACCACACCUCCUCCUCCAACCUGUCUGUCCCCCUCCCCCCACCAGGGGGCGAUGAUGACUACAGUGAUUACUACUCUGAGGCAGAGGGUGUGGUGGGGCUAGGGGAUGGGGUAGAGAUGAGGCCACUGGCCCCUCAGGACCCCGAUGGCCCUAUGAGGAUGAACGGCUGGCUCAUCUGUAAGGACCAGGAUGAGAUGUUGAACCUGGCCUUCACCGUGGGAUCAUUCCUUCUAUCAGCCAUCACUCUGCCGCUGGGCAUCGUCAUGGACAAAUAUGGACCGCGCAACCUACGACUGCUGGGCAGUGCCUGUUUCUCCUUCUCUUGUCUUCUCAUCGCCUACGGAGCAUACAACCCUGAUGAGCUGUCAAUCCUGAUCUUCAUCGCACUGACAUUUAACGGCUUCGGAGGAAUGUGCAUGACCUUCACCUCCCUCACGCUCCCUAACAUGUUUGGUGAUCUGCGUUCUACAUUCAUUGCUCUGAUGAUUGGUUCCUAUGCCUCCUCUGCUGUCACCUUUCCUGGAGUCAAGGUGAUCUAUGACCUUGGUGUAACCUUCAUCACCAUUAUGGUUGUCUGGGCAGCGUGUUCCGGCCUCGUCUUCUUCAACUGCUUCUUCAACUGGCCCCUGGAACCCUUCCCUGGCCCCGAGGACAUGGACUAUAGUGUGAAGGUAAAGUUCAGUUGGCUGGGUUUUGACCAUAAGAUCACAGGGAAGCAGUUCUACCAUCAGGUGACCACGGUUGGGAAGCGUCUGAGUGUGAGCAACAGUCUGAAGCAGAGAGAGCUGGCCACUAAGGAAGGACACAAACUCUGUCUCUCAACCAUGGACCUGGAGGUCAGCAAAAAACCCAAUGAGGAAUCCCAGUCGUUCAUGCAGAGCAUCAUCAGCCCUCUCUUCAUCCUCUCUCUGGUCACCAUGUCCAUCACUCAGCUCCGUCUCAUCUUCUACAUGGGAGCCAUGAACAACAUCCUGGAGGCCCUCAGCGAUGGAGACCUCAACACUGUGGAGAGAAUGGAAGUUGUCAGUUUGUACUCCUCUAUCUUCGGCAUGCUGCAGCUACUAUGUCUGAUGACGACUCCAGUGAUUGGUCAGAUUAUGGACUGGAAGCUGAAGGACUGCGAAGAUGCAGAGGGGGAGGAGGAACCGUGUAGCAAGGACCAGCUCAAGGCCAAGCCCAGAGACAGACAGAUCCAGAAGGUGACCAAUGCAAUGCGAGCGUUCAUCCUGACCAAUGUCCUAUUGGUGGGAUUCGGCAUCACCUGCCUGGUGCCCAACCUCCCACUGCAGAUCCUGUCAUUUGUCCUCCACACUGUUGUGAGAGGGUUCAUCCACUCUGCAACCGGAGGUCUCUACGCUGCUGUGUACCCGUCGUCUCAGUUUGGCAGUCUGACGGGGAUGCAGUCUCUGGUGUCUGCUCUGUUUGCUCUGUUCCAGCAGCCGCUCUUCAUGGCCAUGAUGGGCCCUCUGAAGGGAGACCCACUCUGGGUGAAUGUAGGCCUGUUGGGGGUCAGUAUGCUGGGCUUCCUGCUGCCUCUGUACCUGGUGUGUUUCAGACGCACACUGCACCGCCAGAUACAGGAUAGAGACCAGGACUCCAAGAUAUACCUCAAGAUCAACGGGUCCAGCAAACCUGAAGCUUUUGUCUAGAAAAGGGAGAGAGGGAGGAAGGUGGGAGGAGAUGGGAGGGAGAAGAGGGGAGAAGAGUGUUGCUCUACGUUGAAUCUGCAGAGGACACACACAUACACACAGAUAUCUACACACGCCCACACACACACACACAUACACACAGAUAUCUACACACGCCCACACACACACACACAUACACACAGAUAUCUACACACGCCCACACACACACACACAUACACACAGAUAUCUACACACGCCCACACACACACUUUUGAAGAGACCCAUGUAAGAACUUCUCCUCUUGUCAUGAAAACAUACUACCUUGGACAGACACUAAGGACUGAAUAAGAGCAAGAACAAGAGAGAGGGGAGAGACUGUGAAAGGAAAGGGUCAUCAGCCCCCCCCACUUCUUCUUCUCCUCUCCUCUCAGUUCUCCUCUCAGUUCUCCUCUUAGUUCUCCUCUCAGUUCUCCUCUCAGUUCUCCUCUCUUCUCCCCUCCUCUCUCCUUUUCUCCCCUCUUCUCUUCACAUACAGUGCUCACUAACCCCCCCCAUCCCUCCCCUUUCUAGCGCUGAAAUGACAUCCUAUGCCUGGAUGUCCCACCUAGCCAUCUUAAGAUGGAUGCACUACUGAGUUUGUAGAUGAUGCUCUGGGAGGAGUUCAGGGUUGGUAACCAUGGUGACAGACAGGAUGGGUGGUGUUCUACAGUUGGUAACCAUGUUGAAGGACAGUGGGAGGUGUUCUAGGUUUAAGGACCAUGGUGACAGACAGGGUGGGAGGUGUUCUACAGUUGGUAACCAUGAUGAUAGACAGUGGAUGGUGUUCUACAGUGGGUAACCAUGGUGACAGACAGUUGGAAGUGUUUUAGGGUUGGUAACCAGGGUGACAGACAGGGUGGGAGGUGUUCUAGGGUUGAGGACCAUGGUGACAGACAGGGUGGGAGGUGAUCUAGUGUUGAGGACCAUGGUGACAGACAGGGUGGGAGGUGUUCUACAGUUGGUAACCAUGGUGACAGACAAUCGGUGUGUCUCUAGCGCCAGGUGACCCACCAUUAUGCACACCUGUCACCAUCAUUGCGUCCAUUUGCGCAAUAUUGGACUCACCUGGACUCCAUUACUUUGUUGAUUGCCCCUCUAUAUCUGUCUGCUCCUCAGUUUGUUCACCGUGUCAGCAUUAUUGUUACUAUGUUUUUCCCUGUCCAGACGCUGUCUGUUAUCCAUUAAAUGUUCACUCGCUGUACUUG